GCCGCUCAUUUCGAGAACGAAACUCUAUUUGUACCGUCGCCGUCGGAUUGGAGGUGGUUUUCAGUUUCGUGUUUCCGACUACCGCUGCAAUCAAAAGCUGAAAUUAUAUUCGAAUUUGGCAUUAGUAACCCAUAAAUCUGAUCGGCAGUGCUGGGCACCAGGGGUUUUCUCUCAUUGGGACUGCGGUUACGUGACAGGUGUUGCAAUGAGCCACUGAGGAGCCAACGAGUUCGGCGAUUUAAAGCUAGAUAUUAAAGAACUUCUUCACUAAAGAAACAACCAUGGUCGAGAAGGCCUCAAAUGCGUUUACACUGGAAAAACUUCGGAAUCUGCAAUGGGAAAAGGUGUUUCAUAUGUUUUACAUCGAACCGGUUGUGUUCAUGCUGCUCUUCUCGCACACGCUAUCGGGCACCAUCCAGCGCAACCAGGUCAUCUACCAGACGUGCACCGUGAUUUUUCACUACAACGAGAGCGAUUGCAAGCAGCUGGAUGUGAAGAACGCCAGUGCGGAGAUUAAUGCCAUUGAGACGGAGCUGCAGCCGUAUGUGGCCAAUCUGUUCCUAGCCCGUACCCUACUAGAGAGUAUUGUUCCAGCCUUCUGCGGCCUGUUCAUCGGCUCCUGGUCGGAUCACUAUGGACGCAAACCCCUGCUUAUUGUUUCCAUGAUAGGAUUCUCAGCAUCCUUUCUAAUGAUGGCCGCCAUCUGCCAGUUGUCCAGCUACUAUGUGGUCAAUCCCUGGUGGUACAUCCUGGCUGCAGUGCCCCACUCCCUGCUCGGCGGCAAUUGCGUCUUCUCGGUGGCCGCCUUCUGCUUCAUCUCGGACAUCACAGAUUGCAAGUCACGCCCCUACCGCAUGAUCUUUAUGGAGUCGCUGUUCUUCAUUGGGCUGACAAGUGGAUCUCUGCUGUCCAGCUUUGUGUACGCAGCAGUAGGAUCGUCGGCGACCAUCGGUCUUUCCGGCUGCAUCGUUACCUUCGCAACGUUCUUCAUCGUCUUCUUUGUGCCGGAGAGCUUGCACUACCAUAAGGAACAGGAAACCAAGAAUGCGAUUGCUGCAAAUGGGGUAAAGGAGUGCAUCGAAAGCAAAGUGCCUAUUACCGCCUGUGACCUCCAGUUGGACCGCGUUGGGAUUGACUGUCCGCCGAACUUCAUGAAUGAUGAGGAGCCUGAGAAGGAGAAGAGGAUGGAGUUGCCCACACCGGCAACUCCUGCGAUGAGCUUCGACGACGAUCUGUUGGCAAAGUAUGUGGAGCGGCUGCCACAGAAGGCGGAGGAGAGUAAGCGCCAGGAGGCGGCUGAGCAGACCAAGAAGGCGGGUCUGUUCAGUAUGGUUCACAUCAGAGACAUGAUCAGCACCUGCUUCAAGCGACGGGAUCAUCACGCGCGCGCCGUCAUCUGGCUGGUUACCCUGGCCAUGUUUCUGUCUAUCUUUGUAUUUGAUGGAGUGAUGACAGUGAUGUACCUAUUCGUGCGCGAGAAAUUCCACUGGACUGUGCGGGACUACACCUUCUUCGAGACGGUCAGCCACCUGGUUCCCAUGAUUGGCGCACUCAUCGGGUUCCUUAUUCUGCGGAAGGUCUUUCGCCUGUCGGUUGUGACCCUGGCACUGCUUGCCUUCUUUUCCGAGAUUCUCAACAAUCUAGCUAAGGGAUUUGCAACGAUGCCCUGGCACAUGUACCUCUCGGUGACCCUGGGCGUCUUCCGCUCCAUCUCGGGCCCCAUGUGCCGGACAAUAGUAUCGAACAUAGUGCCUCCCUCGGAUCUGGGCAAGAUUUUCUCCAUCAAGAAUGUUUUGCAGUCGUUCGCACCGUUCGUGGCGGCACCCUUGUACACCCUCAUCUACAAGCGAUCGCUCACCACCUACCCGGGUCUGUUCAACUUCGUCAGCUCGUUCCUGUACCUGCUUUCGUUCGUGUUUAUCGGAUAUGUCUUGCGGAUCAAAUACAGGCACAAGCAGCACUACGCCAAGGUCCUCAAGUGAGCGGCGACCGCAAAAUUAGCACGUGAUCACCUCAACCAACCAAGCAAUAAAUUUUACAAGUGGAGCGAAUUUAAAGAUGCGAG
Drosophila teissieri is the source of this 2065-nucleotide messenger RNA. RefSeq lists its product as uncharacterized. The transcript has 9 exons. Gene Ontology annotation, cellular component: membrane. Gene Ontology annotation, biological process: transmembrane transport. Gene Ontology annotation, molecular function: transmembrane transporter activity. Lineage: Eukaryota; Metazoa; Arthropoda; Insecta; Diptera; Drosophilidae. The coding region runs from base 282 to 1982 and encodes 566 amino acids. The record is from RefSeq and is a predicted model, not a curated record.